ACGAUCCACAGACGCCAAACGCAAGCCGCAGAAGCAGAGCAGAGCAGAGCAGAGCAGAGGAGAGACACCGUGAUCAACGAAGAGGAGACAAAGAUCACACCUCGCACCUCGGUUGCUGGCAAGCAAGAUUCUCACAGACGCCAUGGAGAUGACCUCUUCGUCCGCGCCGAGUACGUCCUACCCCAACCUCUCCCUGGCGCAGGCCGUGGUGACGCUCUCCAUCAACGUCGUCCUCGUCUGGCUCACCGCCGUCAUCAAGUCCUCCUCCUCUUCCUCCGCCUCCAACCACCGACGCGAGGCUACCCCCGCCCCUAGCACCGCCACGCCUCCAUCGCCGCCCCCGGCUAAGGCCGCCACCGCCGCGGGCGUCAUCGACAUGGACGUGGUGCUCGGGGUGAUGGGCGCGGGAAGCACCGCGUCGGUGGGGUUCGAGGAGGCGGCGGCGCUGUUCGAGGAGGAGGAGGCGACCGUGGAGGAGGCCCAGGCGGCAUUCGGGGUGUUCGACCGCGACGGCGACGGAUUCAUUGACGCCGGGGAGCUCGGGAGCGUGCUCAGGUCGCUCGGGUUCGAUGCCGGCGUCGCGGCCGCGGAGUGCCAGCGGAUGAUCGACGCCUACGACGAGGACAAGGACGGCAGAAUCGACUUCCACGAGUUUCUAAAGCUCAUGGAGAGGAGCCAGUGAAGUGGAUCGGAUACGACCACCGGGCCGGAUGAUUUGGUCCAAUUCUUUGUAAAAUUCUUUGUUCGUUCGUUCGUCGUUUUUCUUGGCCUGAAUUAAUGGAGCCGAAUGAUGCAUACAGUAUGUGUAUACUCAAAAUGUAGUUAUGGAUACAUAUUUUUCUUGAAACAAAGAUCAGUGGUAAAUAGCAUCAAA
Messenger RNA from Phragmites australis (common reed), 874 nucleotides. Its product is annotated as probable calcium-binding protein CML17. The record is from RefSeq and is a predicted model, not a curated record. Lineage: Eukaryota; Viridiplantae; Streptophyta; Magnoliopsida; Poales; Poaceae. Gene Ontology annotation, molecular function: calcium ion binding. The transcript has a single exon. The coding region runs from base 143 to 682 and encodes 179 amino acids.